This is a messenger RNA of Aptenodytes forsteri (emperor penguin), 954 nucleotides long. RefSeq names its product progestin and adipoQ receptor family member 6 (gene PAQR6). The transcript is spliced from 8 exons. Bases 1 to 954 code for a protein of 317 amino acids. The record is from RefSeq and is a predicted model, not a curated record. Gene Ontology annotation, cellular component: membrane. Gene Ontology annotation, molecular function: signaling receptor activity. Lineage: Eukaryota; Metazoa; Chordata; Aves; Sphenisciformes; Spheniscidae.
AUGCUGACGAUAAAGCUGCCGCAGAUCUUCAGGGUCCAUCAGGUGCCUCGGAUCUUCUGGGAGGAUGGGAUCAUGUCAGGGUACCGGCACCCCAAGAGCUCAGCCCUUGACUGCAUCCUCAGCUCCUUCCAGAUGACUAACGAGACAGUCAACAUCUGGACGCACUUCCUACCGACCUGGUAUUUCGUGUGGCGCUUCCUGGUGCUCUCAUCCUCCCUGGAUUUCUGCCAGGAGCCCUACCACUGGCCCCUGCUCAUCUACCUGCUGCUCGUCUGCCUCUACCCCUUCGCCUCCAGCUGCGCCCACACCUUCAGCUCCAUGUCGGCCCGCGCCCGCCAUAUCUGCUAUUUCUGUGACUAUGGAGCCCUCAGCCUCUACAGCCUGGGCUGUGCAUUUGCAUACGGUGCCUACGCAAUGCCAGACCACUGGGUCAGCGGUGGUUUGCACCACUACUUUGUCCCUGCGGCUGCUUUGAACUCCUUUGUCUGCACCGGUCUCUCCUGCUACUCCCGGUAUGUUUUGGUGGGUCUGGCCCAAAGCCAAGGUGCUUGCAGGGUCCUCACUGUGGGGGCUGACAGGGGUCCAUGCGUGUACCCCUUCCUCUACGACAACAUCCCACUCUUCUACCGGGUGAGUCAGGGUGUCCUGGGGCAGGGCAACUGUGCCUGGAAUGAGGCUGUGGCUGGGGACUGCUCCCACCCCCUCUUUGCACUGCUCACCGGCUUCCUCUUCACAUCCCACCUGCCUGAGCGCCUGGCGCCCGGCCGCUUUGACUACAUCGGACACAGCCACCAGCUCUUCCACAUCUGUGCUGUGCUGGGCACCCACUUCCAGCUGGAGGCCAUCCUCUGUGACGUGUGCUCGCGCCGGGCCUGGCUGCGGGGCCGCCUGCCCGCUCCCGGGCUCUCCGGCACCUUUGGCACUGCCGGGCUGGCCCUUUUGGGUUCAAUGUAG